Carya illinoinensis is the source of this 1980-nucleotide messenger RNA. Its product is annotated as protein HLB1-like. The coding region runs from base 77 to 547 and encodes 156 amino acids. The record is from RefSeq and is a predicted model, not a curated record. The transcript has 9 exons. Gene Ontology annotation, molecular function: protein binding. NCBI's taxonomy places the organism in Eukaryota, Viridiplantae, Streptophyta, Magnoliopsida, Fagales, Juglandaceae.
AGCAUCUUUAUUCUCACCUUUCCCCUUUCUUUCCAUUUUUCUGCCUUUUUUCUCCCCUGUUGAUGCAUCAAAGCUCAUGAAAUUAUUUACAUUGCAUUCUUUGGUAAUCACUCUUUUGAAAAUCUAUUUCAGGCACUCAAUAAUUGGGGUCUUGCUCAGCAAGGAACUCAGUGCAAUUGUUCCUGCACGGGAAAAGCAAAGAAUUGUAAGAACUGCAGUUAGUAAGUUUCGCGCAGCCAUUCGGUUGCAGUUUGACUUCCACCGAGCAAUUUACAACCUCGGAACUGUUUUGUAUGGAUUAGCAGAGGACACACUAAGAACUGGGGGAUCAGACAAUGCUAAAGAAGUCUCCCCUAAUGAGUUAUAUAGCCAAUCUGCUAUCUACAUUGCAGCUGCUCAUGCAUUGAAACCAAAUUAUUCAGUUUACAGUAGUGCCUUGCGGCUGGUUCGUUCCAUGCUACCCUUGCCGCAUCUGAAAGUUGGAUACUUGACAGCACGGCCUGUCGGCAAACCAGUGGCACCUCAUAAUGAUUGGAAACGUUUCUAAUUUGUUUUAAACCAUGAAGGGCUUCUGCAGGUAAACAAAGUUGAGCAAAAACAAGUGCCACAAAGCCUCUCUGGAAAUACAGGGGAUGUAGUGAACAAUGACAAAAGGGGCAUCAGAAUUGAUUUUCCAGAUAUAGUUUCUGUAUCAGCAUGUGCUGAUCUGACUUUGCCACCUGGUGCAGGCCUCUGCAUUGAUUCAAUUAAUGGACCAGUUUUCAUGGUUGCUGACUUGUGGGAAUCCUUGGAUGGAUGGCUUGAUGCAAUCCGUCUAGUUUACACAAUAUAUGCACGCAGGAAGAGUGAUGUUCUAGCAGGUACUGAACGUUUGAGACAUUCAAAGAGAAGCCAUCCUUACUAAUUGCAGUGUUCCAUUCCUCCAAAUCCUUUGAAAGCUUUUUCUAGGAAUGCAAAAAUUUCAUGCAGAUCGGAGGUUUUAUUUUGGCCAGAGCUAGAACUGCAGCGGGGAGGGUCCAGAGCCCUUCCCCGCAAAUCAAUCCAGAAGCAAUCGCAGGAACCAUCAACUCGGCCUUCUUAGAAUCAAGCUUGUGCAACACAAAAACAAUCAAACUCCCAAGGCACAUAUCAAUUGCAAAGUAUGCUCCGACCAGAAAAGGCACCGCCAUGACCAUUGGAAGCGGCAUAUAUUUUCCGACCUUCUGUGGGGAAAUGUCGCGCACCACAUUGACUCCAAGCGCAAAGGCAAGAAACCCAUAGCACAUUUGCAAGCAGUGGAGAGGAAGAGCAGAGAAGCCUUGCACGCCUAGAAUUGCCAUGUUUCUAUAGAUCAGGGCAAAAGGAGCUUUGAACUCUCCAUCCGGGUUUCCCAAAUCAAAUGCCUUGUAAAAAAGGAAGAAGCUAAGAGGAGCCGUCACACAGCCUACUGCCGUGCCAAUGGCUUGGUUAAAGAACAUUACUUUGGGGGAAGUGCAAGUCAAGUAGGCAGUCUUGAAAUCUUGCAUCAGAAUGCAAGCCACAGAAACAACAGAUUUGACGAGGCCACACCCAACGAGCGCAGCCACCACGCCAUCUUCUUUUCCACACAACGCUGCUAAGAUGAAGAGUGCCACUUUCCCAUAAUUGUAGGCCAUGUUUAUGUCCGUCAGUCCAGCUCCAUAAGCAUUGCAGAAUGCCAGAGAUGGAGCUAGAAAAUAGGCUACGCCAACAAAGUACCAUUUAAGUUGAGGAAACAUGAAUGGGAUCACAAUUAUGGAAAUGAUGGCAAAGAUGACAUAUCCAACGGCUGCAAACCACAUGGGAAUGUUUUCACUAACGAAAAUUUCGUUCCGUUUCAUUACUUCAAUUGGAUUCUCUUGGCCAUCCACAUCUGCAUGGGAGGAAAAAAAAAAUAGAAGAGAAAUUGUUAGAAGAAGUAACUAAUUAACUAACCAAAUUAGUAUGGUCAAUUAAAAAGAAUUAUACGUGUCAUUAUGCCUA